UGUUGAUCUAUAUCGAAUCUUUUCCUCUCAUGUUUAAGCUCUCGGGCUCAGGCGCCCAGUUAACUUUCCCGUGUAUUAAGGGAUUAAAGCCCAUGCCUAUGAGAGAAUUGUACCUGAGGAGGGGUUGACUUCUGUCUAAAUAGGACGAUCUCUGUUGCUGUUUUUAUUCUUCUUGUCCGAAUGGGAAAAGACGGCACAAGACACCAAGAUGAAACAGAGCUCAGAAUCACGCUGUCUGUAUAACAAAGAUAUAAUCACUCUCCUGUCUCUCUUUUUAUUGGAUGCCCAGAUCAAUUUUUGGCUCCAAAUGAUUCUUGGAAGCUCCGAACCAUUGAAAAUUGUAUUUAAUACCAUGUCGGGCAAUGAGGCGUAGAUUAAAGAAAUGGGAUGCGUUAUCAGUCGAGAUGUGUCAUCAGGUAUAAUAUCCGAGGUGAAGGAGGAGAGGACUCCAAGUACUCCGUCUAAUAGGAAGGUAGAUGAUGUCGCAGAGGGGAAAGUAGAUAGGAAUGUUGUUGAGGUUGAUAACGGGGGGAAAGAGGAGGUGGAGAAGGAGAAGGAGAAGGAUUGUGGUGAUGGGGGUCAGCGGGUGCCCAGGGAGAGAAGAAGGUCUAGGGCGAAUCCAAGGUCAAGUAAUCUACCAAAGCACUCACGAGGAGAGCAGGUUGCAGCCGGAUGGCCACCAUGGCUCACAAACGUGUGUGGGGAGGCACUUGGUGGGUUGAUUCCAAGAAGGGCGGACAGUUUCGAGAAGAUUGAUAAGAUUGGGCAAGGAACAUAUAGUAACGUGUACAAAGCUAGAGAUAUAUUGACGGGUAAAAUUGUUGCACUAAAAAAGGUUCGAUUUGAUAACUUGGAACCUGAGAGUGUGAGAUUUAUGGCUAGAGAAAUUCUCAUUUUGCGGCGUUUAGAUCAUCCCAAUGUUGUGAAGUUGGAGGGUUUGGCUACAUCAAGGAUGUCUAGUAGUUUGUACCUGGUCUUUCAGUACAUGGAGCAUGAUUUAGCUGGACUUGCUGCUAGUCCUGGAAUUAAAUUUACAGAGGCUCAGGUAAAAUGUUAUGUGCAUCAAUUACUAUCUGGACUUGAGCACUGUCACAACCAUGGAGUGCUUCACCGUGACAUUAAAGGAUCAAAUCUUCUUAUUGACAAUGGUGGGAUACUAAAGAUUGCUGACUUUGGGUUGGCUUCUAUCUUUGAUCCAAACCACAAGCGCCCCAUGACUAGUCGAGUGGUCACACUUUGGUAUCGACCUCCUGAACUCCUUCUUGGGGCUACCGAUUAUGGAGUGGACAUAGACCUAUGGAGUGCAGGUUGCAUUUUAGCUGAGUUAUUGGCUGGGAAACCAAUUAUGCCUGGCCGUACAGAGGUUGAGCAACUGCAUAAGAUAUACAAACUAUGUGGCUCACCUUCGGAUGAAUACUUCAAAAAAUCGAAGUUGCCUAAUGCAACCUUGUUCAGGCCCCGAGAGCCUUACAAAAGAUGCAUUAAAGAGACGUUUAAAGACUUUCCUCCAUCAUCCUUGCCCCUUGUUGAUACUCUUCUUGCAAUUGAUCCAGCAGAACGGCUGACGGCCACGGCUGCAUUGAGAAGUGAGUUUUUCACAACCGAACCUUAUGCUUGUGAACCGUCUAGCCUCCCACAAUAUCCCCCCAGCAAGGAAAUGGAUGCUAAACGACGGGAUGAUGAAGCUCGGAGAUUAAGAGCACCUAGUAAAGUCCCGGCUGAGGGUGCAAAGAAAACACGGACACGUGGUCGUGCUGUUAGGGCAUUUCCUGCUCCAGAAGCCAAUGCUGAGCUUCAGUCUAAUCUUGACAGAAGGCGUCUUAUUUCUCAUGCAAAUGCAAAAAGCAAGAGCGAGAAGUUUCCUCCACCACACCAAGAUGGACAACUCGGCUUCCCCUUGGGAGCAUCAAAUCGUAUUGAUCCUGCAAUUGUUCCUCGAGAUGUCCCAUUUAGUUCAACCUCAUUAACUUAUUCAAAAGAACCACUCCAAACAUGGUCGGGUCCACUGGGUGACACGGGUAGAGCUCAUGCUCCAAGGCGGAAAAAACAUGCUCCAGGUGACGAACGAGGGACCAUCAAAACCAGAGACAGGAGCUCACGAGGAUAAAAGAUCGAGUGCUCGUAGUAAAUGAAAGAAAAACAUGGCUUAAACUUGAGUGUAUAGAUCAAGAUGUAGAUUUGUUUGCAAUGCAUUUCCUAUUAAACUCAGCCUGGCUUCUUUUGGCAUCAAAAGAUGUAAUUGAUUGGUUAGAGGUAAUUUUUACUCCUAUUGUCCCUUACUUUUUCCCUCAAUAAGAUCAGAAAAGAAAUCUGUUCAAUUGCCGGAACAGUGGAAAAUUCUUGUACUA
Juglans regia (Persian walnut) is the source of this 2348-nucleotide messenger RNA. Its product is annotated as probable serine/threonine-protein kinase At1g54610. The coding region runs from base 383 to 2107 and encodes 574 amino acids. The record is from RefSeq and is a predicted model, not a curated record. Gene Ontology annotation, biological process: protein phosphorylation; positive regulation of transcription elongation by RNA polymerase II. Lineage: Eukaryota; Viridiplantae; Streptophyta; Magnoliopsida; Fagales; Juglandaceae. Gene Ontology annotation, cellular component: cyclin-dependent protein kinase holoenzyme complex; nucleus. The transcript has 9 exons. Gene Ontology annotation, molecular function: ATP binding; RNA polymerase II CTD heptapeptide repeat kinase activity; cyclin-dependent protein serine/threonine kinase activity.